Molecule: messenger RNA, 4342 nt
Organism: Candoia aspera
Lineage: Eukaryota; Metazoa; Chordata; Lepidosauria; Squamata; Candoiidae
Gene: PI4KB
Product: phosphatidylinositol 4-kinase beta
Exons: 12
Coding region: 210-2780 (856 amino acids)
Biological process (GO): phosphatidylinositol-mediated signaling; phosphatidylinositol phosphate biosynthetic process
Cellular component (GO): cytoplasm; membrane
Molecular function (GO): 1-phosphatidylinositol 4-kinase activity
Source: RefSeq, a predicted model, not a curated record
CUUUUUCUUUUAAAAAAAAAAAAGCGUUGCAGAGGUACGUGAAACUUUUACUGAUCAUGGCAGUGGCACUGAACCUCCCUCUUUGGAGGCACUCUACCUGAGAGUAGUGUGGAGGGAACCAACGGCCUGUGGGCAGACGUCAUGGCAGGAUCGAGCCAGCCUCUGCUUGAGCUCGGCGAACGCCCUGUGGUUCAGCUCGUCCCACCCGGAUGGUGGCUUUGCUUUACAGUGGAGCUGCGUGGGUUUCCCAGGCCUCCCCUUCAGCUCUGUUGGCUUUGAAAGAGGACAGACCUGCCUUGGAUAUGAGUCGCUCUGCCGCAGACCCACCGCCACCGCCACGAGAGGGAGCGCCGGCAGAGACGUCGGCCCCGAUGCCCCCCCAGGGGGACGGCGGGGCGGCCGCGGCCCUGGGGGUCAUCACGGAAGGCGUGGGCGAGCUGGCCGUGAUUGACGCCGAGGUGGCCCAGAAGGCCUGCCGGGAGGUGCUGGAGAAGGUCAAGCUGAUGCACUGCGCCGCGCCGGAGGGGCCCCUCCGCGCACAGGACCGCACGGGCGGGGCCCGGCGGCUGGGCCCGGCGGGGCUGAACGGCGAGUGCUGUGAGAUCAAGUGCCUGGACGACCCGCCAGGCAAGAUCUGGGAGGAGGACGAGCCGCCCCCCAACUCGGUGAAGGGCGUGCGGCGGCGCCAGAGGAACAACUCGGCCAAGCAGUCCUGGCUGCUGCGCCUCUUCGAGUCGAAGCUCUUUGACAUCUCCAUGGCCAUCUCCUACCUGCACAACUCCAAGGAGCCCGGCGUGCAGGCCUACAUCGGGAACCGGCUCUUCUGCUUCCGCAACGAGGACGUGGACUUCUACCUGCCGCAGCUGCUCAACAUGUACAUCCACAUGGACGAGGACGUGGGGGACGCCAUCAAGCCCUACAUUGUGCACCGCUGCCGGCAGAGCAUCGACUUCUCCCUGCAGUGCGCCCUGCUGCUGGGCGCCUACUCCUCGGACAUGCACAUCUCCACCCAGCGCCACUCCCGCGGGACCAAGCUGCGGAAGCUCAUCCUGUCCGACGAGCUCAAGCCAGCCCCCCGGAGGAGGGAGCUGCCCCCGCUGAGCCCGGCCCCCGAGGCCGGGCUGUCCCCCUCCAAGAGGACUCACCAGCGGUCCAAGUCUGAUGCCACCGCCAGCGUCAGCCUGGGGAGCACCCUGAAGCGCACCGCCAGCAACCCCAAAGUGGAGAGCGAGGACGAGGAACUGUCAUCGAGCUCCGAUGAUCUCGAUAGAUCAUUUUGUUCCCCCGUCCGGCUUGCCCCCGAGCGAGAGUUCAUCAAGUCGCUGAUGGCCAUUGGGAGGCGGCUGGCAACGCUGCCAACCAAAGAGCAGAAGACCCAGCGGCUGAUCUCAGAGCUCUCCCUGCUGAACCACAAGCUGCCCGCCCGGGUCUGGCUCCCCACAGCCGGGUUUGACCACCAUGUGGUGCGAGUCCCCCACACCCAGGCAGUGGUCCUCAACUCCAAGGACAAGGCUCCCUACCUGAUCUACGUGGAAGUACUUGAAUGCGAAAACUUCGACACCACCAAUGUCCCGGCCCGGAUCCCAGAGAACCGGAUCCGCAGCACACGCUCAGUAGAGAACCUCCCCGAGUGUGGCAUCACGUACGAGCAGCGCGCCAGCAGCUUCACCACUGUGCCCAACUACGACAACGAUGACGAGGCCUGGUCCGUGGACGACAUCGGGGAGCUGCAGGUGGAGCUCCCCGAGAUGCACACCAGCAGCUGCGACAACAUCUCGCAGUUCUCUGUGGACAGCAUCACCAGCCAGGAGAGCAAGGAGCCGGUUUUCAUCGCCGCCGGAGAUAUCAGGCGGCGCCUCUCAGAGCAGCUGGCCCACACACCCACGUCCUUCAAGAGGGACCCUGAGGAUCCGUCAGCCGUCGCCCUGAAGGAGCCCUGGCAGGAAAAAGUGAGGCGGAUCCGAGAGAGCUCCCCCUAUGGCCACCUCCCCAACUGGCAUCUGCUCUCCAUGAUCGUCAAGUGCGGGGACGACCUCCGGCAGGAGCUGCUCGCUUUCCAGGUUCUCAAGCAGCUGCAGGCCAUCUGGGAGCAGGAGCGGGUCCCCCUGUGGAUCAAGCCGUACAAAAUCCUGGUCAUCUCGGCUGACAGCGGCAUGAUCGAGCCGGUGGUCAACGCCGUCUCCAUCCACCAGGUGAAGAAGCAGUCCCAGCUCUCCCUGCUGGAUUUCUUCCUGCAGGAGCACGGCCAGUACACCACCGAGGGCUUCCUGACGGCCCAGCGCAACUUCGUGCAGAGCUGCGCCGGCUACUGCCUCGUCUGCUACCUGCUGCAGGUGAAAGACAGGCACAACGGCAACAUCCUACUAGAUGCGUACGGGCACAUCAUCCACAUAGAUUUCGGGUUUAUCCUGUCUAGCUCUCCCCGCAAUCUGGGUUUCGAAACCUCGGCCUUCAAACUCACCACCGAGUUCGUUGACGUGAUGGGCGGCAUAGGGGGGGACAUGUUCAACUACUACAAGAUGCUGAUGCUCCAAGGCCUCAUCGCCGCCCGCAAGCACAUGGACAAGGUGGUGCAGAUCGUGGAGAUCAUGCAGCAAGGUUCCCAGCUGCCCUGCUUCCACGGCUCCAGCACCAUCCGCAACCUGAAGGAGCGCUUCCACAUGAGCAUGACGGAGGAGCAGCUCCAGGUGCUGAUCGAGCAGCUGGUGGACGGGAGCAUGCGCUCCAUCACCACCAAGCUGUACGACGGGUUCCAGUACCUGACCAACGGCAUCAUGUGACGGAGGGCCCUGCCGGCCUCCCCCCUCCGGAACCGAACCUUCCCCAUCCUGCGGCCCUGCUCCUCCUCCUGCUCCUCCCGGCCCAGGGUCCAAGAUGCACCGGACGCCGCUUUGGAUGGGCCUCUGCUGGGCUUAGAAAACGGGGGCGGGGGGCGGCCACUGAAGCGAAACCAAGAGGAACUUUGGACUGUGGGGACGCGGGACGCUGACGGAGCAAAGGAUCGUGCGGAAGGACCUUGUCGAGAUUUGCCUCCCGGGGAAGGAAGGGACGCAAGGGACCUCAGAACCGUCGGGGGUGGGUCUGCCCCUCCGGACCUUUUUUAUUUCAGUAUUACCCCUCUUCGUGUCCUCUUCCGCUGGCUUCCCAGCCGCCCCGCCAGCGUUUUGGGGGCUCUGGGAGGAUGGACUGGGAACAGGGGAGCCUUUGCUGGGAAGGCCACCUGCUUCUGAGCGCCUUCUGUUUUUAUGGCUCUUCCUCCCCCUUCCCGUGUGCGGUUGGGGGGCAGCCCCCUUCCAGACUCAUGCAUGGUGAGAGAGGGUGUGUAUACAUGUGUGUUCCUCGUGUCACUAAUUAAGGCCCCCGCCCACCUGUGCCCUCUUUCCUCCCCGCACAAUUGAACGCCGGGUGUCAGCAAGGAUGUUGCACGCCGGACCUUCCCCUCCCGCUUCAGCUGCCGGAGGGCCCGCCCAUCCCUGCCUGAAGCACAGCUCCGGCCUUCCUCGGACUGGGGCGUUGGCACAGCGUCCUGCUUUGCGUAGAAGUCUCCCGGCCCCUUCCCCUCUCGGUGGGGUUUAGCCUGGCACCUUUGAACUGCUGCCCAUUUUGUGUUUACACCGUUUAUGCCAAGGGAUGGGGAAAGGGUGGUGAAGCUGGCAUGCAGAUGAUUUCUCGGCUGGGGCUGCCUUCGAGCCCCCCCCCUGCCCGGUGCUGCUGCAGGAAUUCAGGCCAGUCUGUGGAAAAUUCCCUGGUGAGCAUCACCCCCUUCGGCUGGGACAUGCUCCGUGUCCUUCCCCUUGGGAGGGCCCUUCAGACCCCAAGAUUCCCACGCCUGCCCUCGGCCAAACCAGCUUCCUUUUCCCUCUGUGUGCCUCUAGGUUUGGUCCCAGUGGAAUUGAGCAGAAAAGCCCCCCCCCCUCCAGGAGCCAUGUCCCUUUACAGACAGAAUCCCCCCCUUCCUUGCCUUUGGGACCGUGGAAAAGGGUCUCCCCAACCUCCAUGCAGAACGCCCCCCUUGGUUCCUGGGAAACGUGAAUGCAGAAGCAGCUUGCAAUGUGAAUUUCAGGCAUGGCUCUGCCCUUACAGGGAGGUGUCCCUUUGCAAUUCCUCACCCGUGGGGGGGAGAGAUACACUUUGUUGAGCCUUUGAUUCACUGAAAAUGUGACUGUUUAUUUGGUCCUCUGCGGCCCAAAGAAAGCCCACCGCAGUUUGAAAUUCACGCUGGCCAGCGCUGAAGUGCAGCGGUAUACCAAGACCAGGGGAAUUUGUGUGUCUGUUUUCCCAUCUUCUUCCCUUUCUUGUCCAGUCUUCCCCUUUCUGAAUAUGAACUUUUUUUCACACUGUA